Bactrocera tryoni is the source of this 1084-nucleotide messenger RNA. RefSeq names its product glutathione S-transferase 1 (gene GstE10). Gene Ontology annotation, molecular function: glutathione transferase activity. The transcript has a single exon. NCBI's taxonomy places the organism in Eukaryota, Metazoa, Arthropoda, Insecta, Diptera, Tephritidae. The record is from RefSeq and is a predicted model, not a curated record. Gene Ontology annotation, biological process: glutathione metabolic process. Bases 333 to 1052 code for a protein of 239 amino acids.
CAAACAAUGUAUGUUUGAAUGUGUGGCCAAUAAAGCAAGUUUCUUACGUCAUUAUUAAGCACGGGUAAGCGUAUCUUAUCUGCAGUAUAUGCCCCAAAGCUUUUAUCGCAGCGGAGAAUCAAUUGGUCUGGAAGAGUGAUUGGGAACAAUGUACAUACUUAUAUAAAUGAGUGUACGUGAUUAUUCAGUCAGUUAAUGCCGCAAUAACGCUUAAGAGCAGUGGGUGUACCCAAGCAGCCAGCAAAGUAAGCAGACUUACGCGUAUUUUGUCUUCGUUAGGACUUUACAGUGAUAUUAAAUAUUAUAAUAAUUAAAAUAACCAAAUCAAAGCAAUGACAUCGAAAUUGAUCUUAUAUGGCACGAAAAAGAGCACACCGACACGUACCGUCUUGCUCACGCUUAAAGCACUCGACUUAGACUUUGAAUUUCGUGAGGUGAACAUCUUUGCCAAAGAACAAAUGCAGCCGGAAUUUGUAGAGAAGAAUCCCCAGCACACAGUACCCACGCUUGAGGAUGGUGCACACAUACUUGUGGACUCGCAUGCCAUUGCCGGUUAUCUGGUACGCAAGUAUGGCAAGGAUGACACACUCUAUCCAGCUGAUUUCUAUGCGCGCGCCGUAGUGGAUCAUCGUCUAUACUACGAAGCAGCCACAUUGUUUGCCACUUGCAUGAAGCAAAUCACCGGUCCACUCUUUCAACAGAACAUCACCGAUAUACCAAAAGAAAAGUUCGAGCAAAUACGAAAUGCUUACACUUUGCUGGAAAUAUUUCUUACUAAAAGCACAUAUAUGGCUGGUGAGCAUUUGACCAUCGCCGAUUUCAGCAUUGUUUCGACGGUCAGCGUAUUAAGUGCCACAUUUGUAGCUGUCGACAGUAACAAGUGGCCGAAGUUGGCGGAGUGGCUGAAGCGUAUGGAGGCGCUUCCUUACUAUGCGGAAAUCUCGGACGCUGCUUUGAAGGAAUACGCGGAACUGGUGCACAACAAAUUGCCGAAGCAAUAUGAAAAAUUGUGGAAGAAGGCAUAUAAAGAAAUCAAAAGCAGUAGACAGUGAGUGAGCGCGAGUGGUUUCAAUUUGAGCGUCGU